UGACGGGAGGAGGGAGAGCCGCACGGACGGAGAUCCAUCCGGACCCGGAGGUGCAGCCUUGAAACCCCGACUCCUCCUCCCUCUCCGGCGGGGAGACCUGGAGGAUCCGGGGCAGGAUCCGGGGAGAGGAGGAUCUAAGGAGGAUCUAAGGAGGAUCUAAGGAGGAUCUAUAAGGAGGAUCUAUAAGGAGGAUCUAAGGAGAUUCUAAGGAGGAUCUAAGGAGGAUCCAGGAAGAUCCAGGGGAUCCGGGAGGAUUUAGGAGGAGAAGGAUCUGAGAGGAUCCAGGAAGAUCCAGAGAAGAAUCUAGGAUUUGAGAGGAUCCAGGAGGAUCUAGGAUCCAGGAGGGUUCAGGAGGAUCCAGGAGGAGGAUCUAGGGAGGAUUUGAGAGGAUCCGGGGAGAUCUAAGAGGAUCCAGGAGGAUUCUGACCAGCACUGAUCCAGCUAAACCUCCUAUGUGAUUUUUGCGCUUUUGCGCUUUUGCGCUUUUGCGUGAUUUUUGUGUUUCUCAUAAGUCGCUUUGGAUAAAAGCGUCUGCUAAAUGACAGUAGUGGUUUAGUAUUCAGAGGGGAUCCGGGGAAGAUCCAGGAGGAUUGGGGAGGAUCCAGAGGGGAUUCUGAGGGGAUCUGGGCAGGAUCUGGGAGGAUCUGGGGAAGAUCCGGCUCCAGCUGGGUCCCGCUAGUCCGAGGAGUUCCCGGCCGGGGAAGACGCGAGGCUGCUGGGGCCGAAGAGGAGGAGAGGAGGGGGGCCGGAGCUCCAGCAUCUACAGACCCCCAACCCCGGAAUACAAGUCCAGGUGGCGGCGGUUGAAGGAAAGCACAGCCCCGUGCUGGAUCCCGGAGGGAGUGUAGGUGCGGUUAGGAGCCUUGAGAAGCAGGAGGGUGCAUGGAGGGUACCAGGCCCGCGUCACCCGGGUCGUCGGCCUGCCUGUGGCUGGGGCUGGUGUCCGUGGCGCUAGCCGUCCUCAGCUCCGAGGCCCGGACCACGCCGAGCCCGCCGCUCAGCCCCGCCAAUGCCACCUGCCGGGGGAAUUCCAAGUGCCAGACGGGGAUCAUCCUCCCCAUCUGGUACCCCGAAGACCCGUCCAUGGGGGACAAGAUCGCCCGGGUCAUCGUCUACUUCGUGGCCAUGAUCUACAUGUUCCUCGGGGUGUCCAUCAUCGCCGACCGCUUCAUGGCGGCCAUCGAGGUCAUCACCUCCCAGGAGAAGGAGAUCGUCAUCAAGCGGCCCAACGGGGAGACGACCACCGCCACCAUCCGGGUGUGGAACGAAACCGUGUCCAACCUCACGCUCAUGGCCCUGGGCUCGUCCGCCCCGGAGAUCAUGCUCUCCGUCAUCGAGGUCUGCGGACACGAGUUCAAGUCCGGGGAGCUGGGACCCUCCACCAUCGUCGGCAGCGCCGCCUUCAACAUGUUCGUGAUCAUCGGCCUGUGCGUGUCCGUCAUCCCCGAGGGGGAGGUGCGCAAGGUCAAGCACCUGCGGGUGUUCUUCGUCACCGCCGGGUGGAGCAUCUUCGCCUACAUCUGGCUCUACAUGAUCCUGGCGGUGUUUUCGCCCAACGUGGUCCAGGUCUGGGAGGGCCUGGUCACGCUGGCCUUCUUCCCCAUCUGCGUCAUCCUUGCCUGGGUGGCGGACCGGCGGCUGCUCUUCUACCGGUUCAUGCACAAGAAGUACCGCGUGGACAAACACCGGGGAGUCGUCAUGGAGACGGAGACGGACCGCUCCAAGGGCAUCGAGAUGGACGGCAAGAUGGUCAACUCCCACUUCAUGGACGGCGGCGCGGCCAGCAACCUGAUGGGCCUGGUGGAGAACCGGGAGGUGGACGAGUCCCGGCGGGACAUGAUCCGCAUCCUGAAGGACCUGAAGCAGAAGCACCCGGAGAAGGAGCUGGACCAGCUGGUGGAGAUGGCCAACUACCACGCGCUGUCGCACCAGCAGAAGAGCCGCGCCUUCUACCGCAUCCAGGCCACGCGCAUGAUGACGGGCGCCGGCAACAUCCUGAAGAAGCACGUGGCGGAGCAGGCCAAGCGCAGCGCCAGCGUGCCGGAGGUGCAGGUGGACGAGCCCGAGGAGUACGUGUCGCGCGUCGCCUUCGAGCCCGCCGCCUAUCAGUGCCUGGAGAACUGCGGCGCCGUUGUCCUGACCGUCGCCCGCAAGGGCGGCGACCUCAACAAGACCGUCUACGUGGACUACAAGACGGAGGACGGCUCGGCCAACGCCGGCGCCGACUACGAGUUCACGGAGGGCUCGGUGAUGUUCAAGCCGGGCGAGACGUUCCGCGAGCUCAGCGUCGGCAUCAUCGACGACGACAUCUUCGAGGAGGACGAGCACUUCUUCGUACGGCUCAGCAACCUGCGCGUCCUGGAGACGGAGGACGAGGUGCUGUCGCCCAACAGCCUGCCCUACCCCAAGGCCGCGCUGGGGUUCCCCGCCGUCGCCACGGUGACCAUCCUGGACGACGACCACUCGGGCAUCUUCACCUUCGAGAGCGGCUCGGCCCACGUCAGCGAGAGCAUCGGCGUCAUGGAGGUGAAGGUGCUGAGGACGUCCGGCGCCAGGGGCACGGUGGUGGUGCCGUACCGCACCCUGGACGGACUCGCCAAGGGCGGCGGCGAGGACUACGAGGACACCUACGGCGAGCUGGAGUUCAAGAACGACGAGACCUGCAAAUUCAUUCACGUGAAAGUUAUUGACGAUGAGGAGUACGAGAAGAACAAGAACUUCUUCCUGGAGCUGGCCGAGCCGCGGAUGGUGGACAUGAGCCUGCAGAAAGCCCUGUUGUUAGCCGGCGACGUACCUGACAGGAAGCUGUCAUGCGACGAGGAGGAAGCCAGGCGCAUCGCGGAGAUGGGGAAGCCGGUCCUGGGGGAGCACUCCAAGCUGGAAGUCAUCAUCGAGGAGUCGUACGAGUUCAAGAGCACCGUGGACAAGCUGAUCAAGAAGACCAACCUGGCGCUGGUGGUGGGGACCAACUCCUGGAGGGAGCAGUUCAUGGAGGCCAUCACCGUCAGCGCAGACGAGGACGAGGACGAAACGGGGGAGGAGCGUCUCCCGUCCUGCUUCGACUACGUCAUGCACUUCCUCACCGUCUUCUGGAAGGUGCUGUUCGCCUGCGUCCCCCCCACCGACUACCUGAACGGCUGGGCCUGCUUCGUGGUGUCCAUCGCCAUCAUCGGCCUGCUGACCGCCGUCAUCGGCGACCUGGCGUCCCACUUCGGCUGCACCAUCGGCCUCAAGGACUCAGUGACCGCCGUGGUGUUCGUGGCCCUCGGCACGUCGGUGCCAGACACCUUUGCCAGCAAGGUGGCGGCCGUGCAGGACACGUACGCCGACGCCUCCAUCGGCAACGUGACGGGCAGCAACGCCGUCAACGUGUUCCUGGGCAUCGGCGUGGCCUGGUCGGUGGCCGCCAUCCACUGGCACAUGAAGGGCAAGCCGUUCGUGGUGGAGGCCGGCUCGCUGGCCUUCUCCGUCACGCUCUUCACCAUCUUCGCCUUCCUGGCCGUGUCGGUGCUGCUGUACCGGCGGCAGGCCCACAUCGGCGGGGAGCUGGGGGGGCCCCGGGGCCACAGACUGGCCACCUCCGCCUUCCUCUUCAGCCUCUGGUUCCUCUACAUCCUGUUCUCCAGCCUGGAGGCCUACUGUCACAUAGAGGGCUUCUGAGCCGCCGCCCCGUCGCCACGGGGACGCCGCCCCGUCGCCACGGAGACGCACCGGAGAAGAGUUCUCACCGUGGAAUCUGGACCGGUCUUGAAAGCUUGGAAACAACAGAGGAGGCGGUUCUGGGGAUUCCCCCCCCCACCCCCAACCCCUUCUGUAAGGAUGCUCGGCCAGACCGGGGGGGCCGUGGUGCCCCCCCCCCCAGGGUCCUCAGGCCCGGCUACAGCUGGGAUUGGGUUACCAACGAGUCCAAAGGAUGCCGACGCCACCAGAGGUCUAUAUUUUUCUCAACAUCAGACGAGAAACGACUUUUUCAACAAAAAAAAAAGUAUUUUGGGGAUAAAAACGCGGAAAAAAUAAAUGAAACCAAAAAAAAAACACUCUUAAGAGGAAUCAAAGAACUAUUUUCUGAUCUAAUAACAAAAGAUUAUAAUGAAAAUGGAAAUAUGUGGUAGAAAAGGAUGGGAUGGGGGGGGGGGCGGUUCAUAGUAUUUAUUUUUUAUUUGCAUAGUUUCUUAAGGAGCACUGCAGAGGAAUCAGAAAUCACGCGAUGAAGACGAGGAGGAGGAGGAGCGAAGACGACGGCGUGGACUCAAACUGCCCUGGACAUUACUUACUUACUCUUAACGUAUCUAUAUAUAAUAUAUUUCCAUAUUUUCUGUAUAUUUUGAAUAUUUGUUUAAAUGUGGUCACGUUCUGCUCUAACGGAGGAUUGCUGUGGCU
Messenger RNA from Cololabis saira (Pacific saury), 4380 nucleotides. It is a transcript of the gene slc8a3, whose product is annotated as solute carrier family 8 member 3. The record is from RefSeq and is a predicted model, not a curated record. Gene Ontology annotation, molecular function: calcium:sodium antiporter activity. The transcript is spliced from 8 exons. The coding region runs from base 883 to 3660 and encodes 925 amino acids. NCBI's taxonomy places the organism in Eukaryota, Metazoa, Chordata, Actinopteri, Beloniformes, Belonidae. Gene Ontology annotation, cellular component: postsynapse; sarcolemma; axon. Gene Ontology annotation, biological process: cell communication; sodium ion transmembrane transport; calcium ion import across plasma membrane.